This is a messenger RNA of Eupeodes corollae, 1698 nucleotides long. It is a transcript of the gene U2af50, whose product is annotated as splicing factor U2AF 50 kDa subunit. The transcript has 6 exons. Gene Ontology annotation, cellular component: U2AF complex; nucleus; commitment complex. Gene Ontology annotation, biological process: mRNA processing. The record is from RefSeq and is a predicted model, not a curated record. NCBI's taxonomy places the organism in Eukaryota, Metazoa, Arthropoda, Insecta, Diptera, Syrphidae. Gene Ontology annotation, molecular function: pre-mRNA 3'-splice site binding; poly-pyrimidine tract binding. Bases 176 to 1456 code for a protein of 426 amino acids.
UCGCACUUUUUCUUUACCAGCUAGAAAAACGAGAAGCCAUCUUGUUAAUUUAGUGCGUUUUAUGUGUGAAAAAUAUUUUUAAUUUCGAUUGCAGUUGUUUUCUCAUAACUUUUCAACAUAAAACUUACAAUUUUCUCAAAAAAAAUAAAAUCUCUUAUUCUAAACAUUUUACACAAUGGGUGCCGAUGACCGCGAUAGACGCCGACACCGUUCUCGGUCGAGGGAUAACCAACGCCGACGAUCAUCCAGGUCACGGUCCCGUGAUCGUAAACGCUCCCGUUCCCGCAAUCGUCCAGGCCACAGAUCUCGCCGUCGCAAGCCAUCUCUAUAUUGGGACGUCCCACCACCGGGCUUCGAGCACAUAACCCCACUUCAAUACAAAGCUAUGCAAGCAGCCGGACAGAUUCCGGCUAAUGUUGUUGCAGAUACACCUCAGGCAGCUGUACCCGUUGUUGGGUCGACAAUUACAAGACAGGCUCGGCGGCUGUACGUUGGUAACAUUCCGUUCGGUGUGACGGAAGAGGAGAUGAUGGAAUUCUUCAAUCAACAAAUGCACCUAUCAGGCUUGGCACAAGCUGCCGGCAAUCCGGUGCUUGCUUGUCAAAUAAAUUUGGAUAAGAAUUUUGCUUUUCUCGAGUUCAGGUCCAUUGAUGAGACAACCCAAGCAAUGGCAUUCGAUGGAAUUAACUUUAAGGGUCAAAGUUUGAAGAUACGUCGUCCACACGAUUAUCAGCCAAUGCCGGGCAUGACCGACAGCCAACCCAUAAAUGCACCGGCAAAUGAAUUCCAUUCUGGUGUCAUUUCUACGGUUGUUCCAGAUUCGCCGCACAAAAUCUUCAUAGGUGGCCUUCCCAAUUAUCUCAACGAAGAUCAGGUCAAAGAGCUUUUACUUUCUUUUGGACAAUUACGAGCCUUCAAUCUGGUUAAAGAUGCCGCAACAGGUUUAAGUAAGGGCUAUGCUUUUGCAGAAUACGUGGACUAUAGCAUAACAGAUCAAGCUAUUGCUGGAUUAAAUGGAAUGCAAUUGGGUGACAAGAAAUUGAUUGUUCAAAGGGCCAGUGUGGGAGCUAAGAACUCACAAAUGGGUGGAACCGUUGCUCCUGUACAAAUUCAAGUACCUGGAAUGUCAAUGGUUGGAACAUCAGGUCCACCAACUGAGGUACUGUGUCUCCUGAACAUGGUUACACCAGAUGAAUUGCGUGACGAAGAUGAAUACGAAGAUAUUCUAGAGGACAUCAAGGAAGAAUGCAACAAAUAUGGUGUUGUUCGCAGUGUUGAAAUACCUCGACCGAUAGAAGGAGUCGAUGUGCCUGGUUGUGGCAAGGUAUUUGUCGAAUUCAACUCAGUGGUGGACUGCCAAAAGGCACAGCAAGCACUUACUGGUCGUAAGUUCAGUGAUCGCGUUGUAGUUACUUCAUACUUUGACCCAGACAAGUAUCAUCGCAGAGAGUUUUAAAAUACAUACAUACAUACACGUACACAAUAAUUGAUCCUCUUUUGUUUAAUCUAAAAAAUUAAAAUUAGUUUGACAAGAAUAUACAAGUAGUAUUUCGUCAUGUCUUGUUCAAUUUGAAAAGCGUGAGCAUAUUAAAAUUUUGUAUUCUUUUUAAAUGCAACGCUUGUGUGUAGUUUAGCUUUUAGGUAUUUUAAGAAUUAAACUAUGUCUUCUGUUUGCGAUUAUCUAUAAAAAAAAAACAA